Molecule: messenger RNA, 636 nt
Organism: Entamoeba invadens IP1
Lineage: Eukaryota; Evosea; Mastigamoebida; Endamoebidae
Exons: 1
Coding region: 1-636 (211 amino acids)
Source: RefSeq, a predicted model, not a curated record
AUGGUUUUAUAUUGUAAACAGACUAUAAAUAUCCAAAUCUUUGUAAACUCAAUCAGUUAUUGCAACAUGGCUAUAGCCCCACAAAAGAUGUACGAAAGCCAGAGAGAGUCUUUUAAGAAGAAACGUGACUACCAAUCCCAACAAGAAGCAGUUUUACUUGCUAUUAUAAACACAUUUACACCAUGUACCUUACUUUCCCCAGCAAAGAGAAAUUGCAGGAGCACUUCCUUCAUCCCAAUUAAAAAAAUUUCACUUGAUAAAGAUGAGAUCGACUUCGACACUUUUCUUCGUUCACGGCUCGACGAUUUCUUUGAAGACGACAUACAGCGUGGGGUCUCCUAUCAAACUGCAGUGAGAAGGAAAAAGGCUAAUAUUCAAGCAGAGACUCUCAACUUUUUAGUCGACCUCAUUGAGCACAAAGGGUUUCUUGUUGAAUCGAAAACAACAACAGGGAACAAAGGGAUAUUAAAGGAGACAAUGAGGCUUAUAACAGGAAACGGGCUUUAUUUAAGUAAAGAAGAUAUUGCAGUCAAGGGUGCUCUUCUAAAUAAACACUUUCUUAAUCUAUUGCAGAACAAAAGAGACUUUGUUCUCAAUGUUCAUGACAAAGAGGUAUCUUCUAUACUAGGCUUGUAA